GGUGGCUCCUCAGAGCAAGGGUGGCAGUCGGGCUGAGGGAACCUGCUCUGCCCAGCUGCCGCUGCCCAGACCCCUGGAUCCCUCCCCAUGGCAGGGGAAACCUUCCCCUUCACCUCCUCCACCCUGCGCUCUCUCCGCCUGCAGCGGGAGUGGCUGGAAUGGGAGGACCGGCGGCGGCGGGCUGCAGCCCAGCAGUGCCAGAGCCAAAGGUGCCCCCCAAGUUCCCGGGCCCAACUCACUAGGCCGCGCCGCUCCUGCCGGGACCCAGCUGUGCACAAUGCCCUGUUCUCCGGUGACCUGCAACAGAUCCAAGCCCUGUUCCAAGAUGAAGACGCUGCCAACAUGAUUGUGGAGACUGUGAGCAACCAGCUGGCCUGGUCAGCUGAACAGGGGUUCUGGGUGCUGACCCCCAAAGCCAAGCAUACGGCACCCCUCACCAUCGCUGCUGCCCGAGGCUACACCGACUGCGCCCGCUACCUGAUCCAGCAGGGAGCUGAGCUGGACGCCCGGGUCGGGGGCCGGGCCGCCUUGCACGAGGCCUGUGCCCGGGCCCAGUCCGACUGUGUGCGGUUGCUGCUGACCUUCGGCGCCAAGGUCAAUGUGUUGUCUGAGGAAGGCACGACCCCUUUGCACCUCUGCACAAUCCCUGAGUCCUUACAGUGCGCCAAGCAGCUGCUGGAGGCGGGAGCAACCGUGAACUUGGCGGUGCAGGACAGCGAGGUGACGCCCCUGCACGUGGCGGCGGCACGAGGCCUGGAGCAGCACGUGGCUCUCUACCUGGAGCACGGCGCCGACGUGAACCUGCGCACCAGCCAGGGCGAGACGGCCCUGAACGCGGCGUGCGCGGGCGCCGAGGGCCCGGGCAGCCGGCGGCGGCACCAGGCCGCCGCGCGCCGGCUCCUGGAAGCCGGGGCAGAUGCCCGGGCGGCAGGGCGCAAGCGCCACACGCCGCUGCACAACGCCUGUGCCAACGGCUGCGGGGGCCUGGCCGAGCUGCUGCUGCACCACGGGGCCUGCGCUGCAGUUCCCAACGGGGCGGGCCACACGCCCAUGGACUGCGCGCUGCAGGCCGUCCAGGACGCCCCCAACUGGGAGCCCGAGAUCCUCUUUGCUGCGCUGCUGGACUACGGGGCCCAGCCUGUGCGCCCUGAGAUGCUGAGACACUGUGCCAACUUCCCUCGAGCCCUGGAAGUCCUGCUUAAUGCCUACCCUUGUGUCCCAUCCUGUGAUACCUGGGUUGAGACAGUGCUUCCAGAGCUGUGGCAGGAGCACGAAGCCUUCUACAGCUCGGCCCUGUCCAUGGUGAAUCAGCCGAGGCGGCUGCAGCACCUGGCCCGGCUGGCCAUACGUGCUCAGCUGGGUAGCCGCUGCCGACAGGCUGCCGCCCGCCUCCCCCUGCCCCCGCUCCUCAGGGACUACCUGCUGCUGCGUGUGGCGGGGUGUAUCCAGUGAGCCCCGUGCCCAGCUGCUCCCAGAGCUUGGCCUGCCCCCUCCAUCAGCUGUCCCCCCCAACCCUGGAGGACCAGUCCCUGGCUUCUUAUCCACACUCUGCAUGUCCUCUGGGGCCAGCUCAUCCCUCUACUGGCUUCCUGAACCACCUGCUGACCUCCAGCUCGACCUGAACUUCAGCUCCUCUCUCCCAUGGGAAGGUCUGCAGACUCAGCCUUUGCCCGCAUCCUCCUCCCUUGCCUAAGCGGAUGAUGGCCCCUCCAUCCAAGCAGGCCCCAAGCCAGGAGGAAGUGAUCCUUGUUGUCCCCUCUCCCCUGCCACCCAUGUACCUGUUCAGACUCCCAAAGAGCGACAGACUCUGCCUCUAGCUGUAUUGCCAAUGCCUGUGCUGCUUUUGUCACUUCAAGGGAGGACUUCACCGACUGGUCUUGAAACCCAUGCCCUGCAAGGAUGUUGGAACGAUCUUUGGGAAUCAGAACUCUGAUCAUGCCCUUCAGUGGCUCCACACCACCUUCAGGCUAAAAUAAAAA
This is a messenger RNA of Balaenoptera musculus (blue whale), 1979 nucleotides long. RefSeq names its product ankyrin repeat and SOCS box containing 16 (gene ASB16). The record is from RefSeq and is a predicted model, not a curated record. Bases 88 to 1452 code for a protein of 454 amino acids. Gene Ontology annotation, molecular function: protein binding. The transcript has 5 exons. Lineage: Eukaryota; Metazoa; Chordata; Mammalia; Artiodactyla; Balaenopteridae. Gene Ontology annotation, biological process: intracellular signal transduction.